AUGGAAGAACAACUAGUUCUUCCAGAAACCGGAAAACGAUCGAUUUCGCAUUGUGGCGGUGAUGAGUUCAAAUGUGGAAAUGGAGAGUGCAUACCUAAGGCCGAACAAUGCGACCGGAAAUACGACUGCUCCGACGGAUCAGACGAGACGAAAUGCGAAUACUUCAUUGCUGCUAUAAAGAACUAUCAAGAACAGCAAGCACCUGAGCACGAUGUUCAGUACCAAGAACAGGACGAGGAGUACGCACUAACCGAUCACGAUAGCUUGGAGCAUGAGACCGCUGAACUCUCAUACGGCGAAGAAGGCUUUCAUUUUGAGGACGUGACGUGUACGGAUCAGGAAUUCCGGUGUCCAUAUCUUGAAGAAACUAAAUGUUUUCAUUACGACAAACUGUGCGACGGUGUGGAUGACUGUGGUGACGGCAGCGAUGAGACAAACUGUGAAUCAGGCAGUCACGAAGAUGCAGAAUACAACGGUAACACGGAACCGGAGCCCGAAACACUACCUCCGCCUACACACACAUCGUCACAGUGCUCGUCAACAGAGUUCCGAUGUGGUGACGGGUCCUGUAUAGAAAAAUCGCUGGAGUGCAAUCGUAAAUACGAUUGUGCCGAUGGCACGGACGAAACUGAAUGCGAGUACUUCAAAGCUGCCAUGUCACGUCGUAAGCAAGAGGAACAGAAUGGUAACAACGGAAAUGAGGAAACGAGUAACAGAUCAGAAGAGAUGCGAAGAAGGGAGGAAAGCGAACAAAGACGGGAAGAAGAAGAACGGAGGAGGGAGAGUGGGGAACGUAGAAGAGAGGAGGAAGAGCGCAGAAGAGAAGAGGAGGAACGUAGAAGAGAAGGGGAAGAACGUAGAAGAGAAGAAGAAGAACGUAGAAGAGAAGGGGAAGAACGGAGAAGAGAAGAGGAGGAGCGUAGAAGAGAAGAGGAGCAACGCCGUAGAGAGGAGGAGGAGCAGAGGAACAGGAGCGGGGAACGUAGGAGAGAAGAGGAGCAACGCCGAAGAGAGGAGGAGGAGCAGAGGAACAGAAGCGGGGAACGUAGGAGAGAAGAAGAGGAACGAAGAAGGCAAGAUGAAGAACGAAGGAGACAAGACGAUGAACGAAGAAGGCAGGACGAUGAACGAAGGAGACUAGAUGAGCAUCAACGAAGAGAAGAUGAGGAACGACGAAGGCAGGAUGAAGAACGAAGGAAUGAGGAAAGAAGAGAAGAUGCUCGUCGUCGUGAAGAACAUGAGCGAAGGCUUGAAAUGGAUUCGAGACGUCGACAUGAAGAAGAAUAUCGAAGACGUGAAGAGGAAAGGCGACGACAUGAAGAGGAAGAGCGAGCACGUGAAGAAGAACGGCGUCGGCAACACGAGCAGACCCGCACCACUAACCCUCCGGCUACUAUUCAAUUUAAAGAGGAGUACGAUGAUGAGCUUCCAUGUCUUGAUCAUGAGUUUCAAUGCCAUACGGGCGAAUGCAUCGACAAACGUCGUCUGUGCGAUACUCGCGCUGACUGCAUAGAUGGAUCCGACGAAUCGCACUGUCCUGACAGGCAUGCCGCUUUUGCAACGACUUCGACAUCAUCUCGAGAUCAGGACAUCGACCAGGAUGGCGCGAGCGAUAUACAAAUAACUGUUUAUCCUGUCGAAACGCAACUACGGGAAGGCCGAGAUGUUGUGUUCGACUGUCGAGCACGAACGGCAGAUAACUCAUUUUAUCCACCGACCAGAUGGACACGAGUUGGUGGUCCGCUGCCUCCUCAUGCGAAUGACGCAUCCGGAAGGCUUACGAUUAACCCAGUAUCCUUAUCGGACGCUGGACAAUACGUAUGUACUGCCACACAUGGCGCAAAGACCGUUGAAGCACGUGCUACACUGCACGUUCAGUCGUAUGGACCUCAAGAGCUGCAGAGUCAACUGCCCUCGUCCGGUCAAUGCAUGGCUGACGAACGCGCCUGUGGAAACAACGAAUGUGUGAAGGCCGACUAUGUUUGUGAUGGCGAACCAGACUGUAGAGAUAGAUCGGACGAGAUGAACUGUCCAGCCCUGAGGCAAUGUGAACCCAAUGAGUUCAAGUGCCAUAAUCAACGAUGUGUCCAGAAAAUGUGGCUUUGUGAUGGAGACGAUGACUGCGGAGAUAACUCUGAUGAACUCAACUGCGGAGCACAAGAAGCUGGUGAAAUGUGCAAGAAGACGGAAUUCCAAUGCCGCGACCAAAGACAAUGUGUGCCGUCGUCUUUCCAUUGUGAUGGAACUAAUGAUUGUAGAGAUGGAAGCGAUGAGGUUGGUUGCGUGCAGCCAACUGUAGUGGAACCGCCGGAGACGAACAAGCAAGUCGCGCAAGGAUCAACUUUCCAGCUCACCUGCAAGGCGGUUGCCGUGCCAGAGGCCUACAUCAACUGGCGUCUUAACUGGGGUCCAGUUUGCGAACCUCCUCGUUGUAUCCAGACUUCCGAGGGCGGUUAUGGAACUCUAACCGUCAACAACGCACAAGCAAUCGAUCAGGGUGCAUACACAUGUGAAGCGAUCAACGUGAAAGGCCGAGUGCUUGCAACUCCGGACUGCAUCGUUCGAAUUGUGACUAUCCCAGCACCGGAACCACCUCGUCCUCCUCCUCAACCACAGAUUAGAUGUGAUCAUCGAGGAGCCGCAUCCCCGUAUCCAGAUCGCAGUGGAGCUUGUCCAUGCAAGCCAUUAGUGACCGGUCCUUCGUGUACUGAUUGCCGACCCGGAUCGUUCCAUUUGAGCGAAAAAGCGCCGCAAGGAUGUCUGAAGUGCUUCUGUUUCGGAGUAACGGACCAGUGCCGUUCAAGCAGUUGGUACAGAACGGAGGAUCGUCUGAUGUUUGCUGGAAGUUCAGAAGGAGUGAUGUUAUCUGAUAUAGAGGAAAGAGACGUAGACCGUGACACUAGAUUCGAUUACUCGAGAUCCGGAUUCCUGACCUAUCCUUCACAAAUUCCUGGAACCAAAUACUGGAGGAUGCCGCAGAGAUUCCUUGGUGACAAGGUAACCUCUUACGGUGGUAAAAUGGAGUUUGAAAUUAUGUAUAGCGGAAGUGGCUCGAUGAGUCGCGAACCUAUGGUCGUCAUCAAGGGCAAUCAAAUUGUCCUCGCUCACCACGUUCACAACCAGGAACAGAUUCUAUCAUCUGACAGACCAACCAUAAUUACUCUGGAAACGUACGAGUCGAGCUUCACUCAACUAAACGGAGCUCCUGCUACUAGAGAAGAUCUGAUGAUGGUUCUAGCUGACCUCGACUCUCUUCUUAUCCGAGCAACCCAUGUCGAUCAUCAGUAUUCUUCCAGCCUCGGCCACGUCUCUUGGCAAAUUGCUGUGGAUCGACCAACCUCUGAUGGACUUGCGCUUGAGGUUGAACAGUGUUCAUGCCCACCUGGAUACAUUGGAACAUCGUGUGAGGAUUGCGCUCCAGGAUACGAGAGAUCUGGUCACGGUCCUUAUCUGGGAACUUGUGUGCCUAUUCAGCAAAGACAAGCUCAGUGUACUGGCGCCGGUGCUGUUUCUCCAUAUGCUGGUCAUGGAGGAAGAUGUGAAUGCAAAACUUAUGCGCAAGGUCCGAACUGUGACCAAUGCCCGCCACAUUCCUUCUACAUGUCUGCUACGAACCCGCAAGGAUGUAUCCCAUGCUUCUGCUCUGGUGUCACUCAGCAAUGUCAAUCUUCGAGCUUCCGAAGACAGACAGUGGAAAUCAACUAUCCCCGUGGAGAUCGCGAUCAGCUCGUCCUAACAACAUCGGAUAUCCGACAACCGUAUCGCCCACCAACUCCUGCUUACCUUAGCGGACGCGCCAUCGAAUUCGUGAACUUCCAAGAGGCCAAUGGACAGACGCUCUACUGGAAACUUCCGGCUAAAUUCCUCGGGAACAAGGUUACAGCGUAUGGUGGUACAUUAAAAUACACAUUCCGAUUCUCCGGUGAAGGCAGAACUAACCAGGAGCCUGAUGUCAUCAUUAGGGGUAACGACAUAACCCUACAACACACUCACCGCGAAACAAUCCACCCUGAAAGAGAAAAUACCAUCGAACUGAAGUUCUUUGAAGACAGAUGGCAACGGGUUGACGGACAGCAAGGAACUCGUGAACACCUGCUCAUGGCUCUGGCUGAUCUUGACGAUAUUCUCAUCAAGGCCACAUACAUGGAAGAAUGUUCACAGUCUAGUCUCAUAAGUGUAUCGAUGGAAUUCGCUGAACCACAAGGACGUGGUCAACCAGCUUAUGAGGUAGAACAAUGUGUAUGUCCUCCUGGUUACAUCGGCACUUCUUGCGAAGAUUGUGCUCCGGGUUAUUCUAGAACCGGAGGUGGCUUGUAUUUGGGCCUGUGCGAACGUUGUGAAUGCCAUGGGCAUGCAACUCAGUGUGACAAGGAAUACGGUUUUUGCGUUGACUGUCAGCACAACACCGAAGGAGACCAAUGCGAGAGAUGCAAACCAGGAUUUGUGGGAGAUGCUCGACGAGGAACACCUCAUGACUGCCAACCGGCUGCGACAAGACCUCCUUGCCACUGUAACAAUCACUCUCCAAGAGGAUGUGAUUCCUUUGGAAGAUGCUUGCUCUGUGAGCAUAACACCGAAGGAACACAUUGCGAACGAUGCAAGAAGGGUUUCUACGGUGACGCCACCAAAGGCACUCCCUAUGAUUGCACUCCAUGUCCAUGCCCUGGAGCAGCUGACUGCUAUCUCGACCCACAAGGCCAGGUGGCUUGCAGAAAUUGCCCGGCAGGUCUUUCUGGACGACUAUGCGAUGAAUGUGCUCCCGGCUACACUCGCUCUCACAAGAUCGCAGGACGUCCAUGCGAACCGAUCGGUCAUGUAGGAGACAACGAAAGGACCUACGUACCACCACCACCGCCCCACGAAGCGCUGCGAGUUCGAAUCCUGGAGCCGAAACGCCAACUGGUUCCCGAGGGUGCGCAUGUGCAGUGGAUCUGUCAGAUCCUUGGACCCAUGCGCAGCCAUGUUCGUCUCGAAUGGAUACGCGUCGGGUAUCCGUCGUUACCCCCUUCAGCGGACUUCACAAUUUACGGAAACACGACGAUGUUGUACUUGAAAGGGGUCAGCGAAGAGGACGAGGGCCAGUAUCGAUGUAUGGCCACCACCGUCAAUGCGAUUGCUGCCGAUGACGCGACGUUAACCAUCAGUUCGUCAGCCACAGCUGGAAGACCACCGCAGCCCGUUGUCGACCCACCUCAUCUGACUGUAAACGAGAACGAGCCGGCUUCAUUCCGUUGCUGGGUUCCUGGAAUUCCAGACUGCCAAAUUACUUGGCACAAGGAACGAGUUGGAGGUGCUCUUCCCCAUGGCGUUUACCAAACCGGCAAUGCCCUCAAGAUUCCGAAGGCUCAGCUUCAUGAUGCUGGAAACUACGUGUGCACAGCGGUGAACGACUACGGUAUCGGACAGUCGCCUUAUGCCCGUUUGGAUGUGGUCAGACCUGCUCAGCGUCCACGAGUAGAUCCAAUCGAGCAGACCGUGAACGAGGGUGAACCAGCUCGUUUUAGAUGCUGGGUUCCUGGAAAUCAGGAUGUCCAACUGAAGUGGCAUCGCGCCGGUCAUCAACCUCUACCGUCAUCUGUGCAAGAACAUCAAGGCAUCCUCCAUAUUCCGCGUGCCACGCAACACGAAGCUGGACAGUACGUCUGCACCGCAACGGACCCUCGAGACAACCGGCCUCUGGAUUCUGAUCCAGUCACUCUCAACCUCCGUCAACCAGAGCCCGAACCGCAACUAACAAGACCUCAAGUCGAUCCACCUGAACAAACAGUGAAUGAAGGCGAUCCUGCACAAUUCCGUUGUUGGGUACCUGGAAACCCUCAGGCUGUUCUUCGAUGGACCAAACGCACCGGAGAACCACUGCCGGAGGGAACGCUGGAAAGAGAUGGUUUCCUUCGUAUCAACAGCGCUAAGAUGUCUGACGCGGGAGAUUACAUUUGCACUGCUUCCGACCCGCGAGGUGGUCCGCCUGUUGAAGCGCCACCAGCAAGGCUGAACGUUAGGCCGCCAGCUUUGGCACCUCAAGUUGAUCCUCCCUCACAAACUGUGGAUGAAGGACAGCCCUCAAGCAUACGUUGUUGGGUACCAGGAAAUCCAAGAGCUCAACUAAGAUGGAACAAGCAUGGUCGUCAACCUCUACCUUCACAUGCUGAAGAACGAGGUGGAGUCUUGACAAUUUCGCAGACCAGAAAAUCUGAUGAAGGUCAUUACGUUUGCACCGCUCACGACCCGCAGAGUGGUGCUAGCGCUGACGCUCCACCUGCACACAUUGCAGUUCGACAGCCUUCGAAACUUCAGCCACAAGUUGAUCCCAUCGAGCAGACCGUUCCCGAAGGCUCUCCAUUCCGAAUCCGAUGUUGGGUUCCGGGCAAUCCUCAUGUGCAUCUCACAUGGAGGCGAGCCCAUGGCGAUUUCAACGAAGAUUCCGAACAGAAUCAAGGCAUAUUCACUGUCAAUAGAGCUGAACUCACCGAUGCCGGUGAAUAUAUCUGUUCCGCGGAAGACCCUCGCACCGGAGAAGAAGCAGAGGCACCUCCAGCCACAGUGCAUGUGACUCCUCCGACUACGGUACCUGACGUUGGUGAUGUUGAACGAGGCCCUCAGGUUUCGCCGCCCGAACAAACAGUACCCGAAGGGGAUCCCGCUAGUAUCCGAUGCUGGGUCGAAGGAAAGCCAGAUGCAGAGCUUUCAUGGAAACGUGCCGAUGGUACACCAUUGCCGUUCGGAGCUACUGAUGAAGAUGGAAUUCUUGCGAUCAGCAGCACUUUGAAGAGUGAUGAAGGAGACUAUGUCUGCACUUAUCAUCCUCCUGAUGGACGUCCCAAGGAAUCGUCACCCAGUAGACUUAAUGUCAAAGCUCCUGGAGGUCCACCUAGACCAGUGGCAACUCCACCAGUACUUACUGUAAAGAGAGGUGAACCAGCACGAUUCCACUGUGAUGCGCAUUCUCCUACUCCAGCACAAAUUAACUGGGGACACGGAGACGCUGACAGCGAUCUGCCUGAUGGAGUCGUUCACGAAGUCGAUGACAUCACAAUCGAAGCGGCUGACGAAUCGCAUGAGGGAGAGUACGUGUGCUCGGCGACGAAUGAGUUCGGCACGGGAAUAGCGGAGCCAGUGAAACUAAUCGUCACUGAUGAAGAGCAACCACCAACCGCAAGAGUUGAGCCUCGUGUUUGGAACGGUAAACCUGGCGAUCGACAUCAAUUCAAGUGCAUAACAACAGGAAUCCCGACACCGAAGGUUCACUGGUCCGGCCCCAACAACUCACCUCUCCCACAUGACGUCACCGAAUUGGAUGGGAACGUGUUGGACUUCGCCAACGGACGAACUGAACUUAAUGGAGACUAUACCUGCACUGCAACGAAUCCAGUUGGAGAGGCAUCUGAUUACGGCUCCGUCAAUAUUGGCCCUUCAUUAACCGUGAAGACCACUCCGGCCGGCCCAAGGCUAAUCUUGACUGUGGGAGAACCUCUUCACGUUAAGUGUGAAGCCUUCGGCGAACCAGAGCCUGAGGUCGAAUGGCUGCAUGAUCCUGGACCAGAACGAGGCGAUCUGCCGGAUGACUACAAACCGGUCACUAUUUCCGAGCAAUUCAUCCGACAUCCUGCCAUAGGUCUAGGAAAUGCUGGUGCAUAUACCUGUAAAGGAUCAAAUAGUCAUGCUACAGCGACAAAGAACAUUUACAUCGAAGUAGUUGAACCGUCAAGAGUUGCCACUGUAUCCAUUCUUGGUGGAUCGUCACAAUGGUUCGAGCAGGGAGAACCGUCACAGCUUAUCUGCACUGCCACUGGAAGUUCUCUCGUCGACAGACUCGAAUGGAUUAAGGUGGAUGAUCAGCUACCAACAGAUGUGGAAGAACAUAAUGAGCCUGGACUUCUUCAUUUCCCCAACUUCAAGAAUUCUUACGCUGGAGAAUACGAAUGCCGCGGAUACCGUAAUAACGAACUUAUCGCAUCCAGUUCUGUCAUGGUUUAUUCCUCCACCGACGAGACUGAGGAUGCUAAGGUUGAAAUCGAACCUCCACGAGUACGAGUCGUUUCCCAGGGUGAAUCUAUUGUGCUCAAGUGUUCUGUUGAAGGUGCCAAAAAUGGUGAAAACUUCGAAUGGGCGCUGCUUCGAGGUGGAAACAUCGUCAGAAAACUCGGAAACGAAGCAACUCUUCACAUCAAGAGCGCUGAACCAUCAAAUGACUUCGGAGUGUACAGAUGCAAUGUUGAGGAUGACAACGGAGUAGUCAUCGGCAGCGCUUACACUGCUGUCACCGUUGGAUACAGCGGAUCGAAUAAUGCCCAAGUGGUGAAAUUCGAUGAGAAGUCCGACGCUUCAUUCACGUGCCCCAUCUACUCCGUCCCUGGAUCGAAAGUUGAAUGGUCGCGGGUAGAUGGCGAUCUUCCAUCGAACGCUGUUCCCAAUGGCAAUAAACUUGAAAUCAAGGACUUUGACGAUACUGCAUCGGGCAUGUAUAUGUGCAAAGUAACUUUCGAGGAUAACGUCGUCGAAGGCUACGUUGAUGCUCAGAUAUUUGUUCCCGACACAAUCAUUCAAGUUCUACUCGAUGUUUCUUCGGAGUCGGUGAACGUUGGAGAUCGGGCUUGGUUUGACUGCAAAGUGACAGGAGAUCCGUCAGCCGUCAUUAUGUGGUCAAAGGAAGGAGCCGAUGAAUUACCCGAAAAUUCUCAGGUGACUGGUGGUCGUCUCCUCUUCAAUUCCGUAACACAGGAGAACGCUGGUGUGUACAAAUGUCGAGCAAAAACAAAGGCAGGACCACUGGAGACGCGCACAGUGCUUAACAUCGGCUCAUCAAAACGCAAGCGUAAACAUACUCGUGGUCGCCACGCACGACGGAGUCACCGAAGGCGCGCCGCGAACGCGUCAGCGACAAAGAAACAUGAGCAGAAACAUUCGUUGGCACAUUCCACGUUUGGUUCAUGGUUCUCAACUCAUUAG
Molecule: messenger RNA, 8946 nt
Organism: Necator americanus (New World hookworm)
Lineage: Eukaryota; Metazoa; Nematoda; Chromadorea; Rhabditida; Ancylostomatidae
Exons: 71
Coding region: 1-8946 (2981 amino acids)
Biological process (GO): synapse organization; homophilic cell-cell adhesion
Cellular component (GO): neuronal cell body; axon; plasma membrane
Molecular function (GO): axon guidance receptor activity; cell adhesion molecule binding
Source: RefSeq, a predicted model, not a curated record